UUGAGUCCGCGCUCGCGAAGGACAUUGCUUGGCUGAGGGGGGAUUUCAUUUCUAUGAUCUCCAGACGCGUGGUGCGGCCAUUAUCAACACGCGGAAGGCGUCUAGCGCACUUUCAGCAGCAAGGGGGAUCUCGAACCACAUGCACGAUUGGAUCUGCGGAACGGACGUAGCUGGAGAGUACGUCUCCAUGGCUGUGUUCACCGACGGAUCGGAUGGGUAACAAUUUUUUGAUGGUUUUGUCAGAACGAAUAAUUAAUUUUUUUCUGUUCCCAGAUACUGUAGUUGUGGUUCUACUGUUGUGCUAGAAGAACUAGAAGUUCCCUCCAGCACACUUACUUUCUUACGUACUUCUACAACUGAAUAUUAUACAUAUUAUAGUAAUAGCAUUCAACUCCCUCAUCAAACCUACGACCACCGAACACAGAUACGGCGUCGACAAGGGUCUGAUCUAUUCCUUUCCGGUGAUGUGCAAAGGAAAGGGCGAGUACGAGAUUGUCAAGGGAUUGCCAGUUGACGAUUUCUCAAGGCGGAAAAUGAAGGCAACGGAACAGGAGCUCAUCGAAGAACGCACUUUGGCGUUCUCGCUCGUCGGUUAAGAUACGUUUAGUACGGUCUGCUGCUAGUCUGCUGCUUCCCUCCUGAUAAUGGGUGGUGUGGGAGAUUGAUAUAGGUACAUCGUUCGCUUAAAAAUGAAUUUAUAGUUCUAGUUUUAGUGUAGUUAUAGAUGGAGAUGAAGACGAUCUACUGCUGUUACACUAGAUCAGGAGUUCCAUUCCAAGUUUUCUACAGGUUGAUGAAAAAGUCAGAUGUUAUUCUUCAUGUUCUUUAGAGUUUUAACAUCAAGGUCAAGCCAUAGGUUCUAGUGUAAAAAAUUCAAAAAUAGCGCAAAGGUGUAGCACGAAAGAAUAGACUACGGCCCGCUAUACCAAUUUAAGAUUUCUGGGUGAUCUGGUGCGUGCUUCCGAAUAGUUGUAAAGGUAGCACUAUAACUAAAUGUCAUCAUGUACAACUCAUACUAGGAGAAGUGGGAAUCUCCGAUGAAUGUGACUGCAAUUCGCGGCCACAUUUAUUUCUAGACCUCUGCCAACCCUUUCAAGAAAACAAGACAUUCUUCAUUUCUUCGCUCCUAGCUUCCUUUCCUAUUGAUGAUCAAUGAUGAAGCACCAAAGAACCCACUUCAUUUUCCAAAUUAAGUAAGGUCCCUUUUUCUGUCCACAACUACAAAUGCUCAGGGGAACGAACUUCUGGCCACAACUACGCAAUGAUUUGAUGAACCAGUCGCUAAGAUGGAGAAGAUCUCGCUUCGCAAUAAUCAUCACUUCUAGGAAGAACCGAGGACACAGCCACACACUAGUACCCGCUGCACUAGUAUUCUCCUUGCUUCACCAGAAGUUGAACUUGAAAUUCAUCAACAUAGACAAUAAUUAUUUUCGCUCAAGAUAAGUAUAAUUCAUCUAAUUAUGUUGUUAAAGAUACCAUGAAAAGCACUUUCUUACACGACCUUUUCUCAUAGCUUUUUACAUGUUUGUAUUUUACUUGUGGUAUUCCCAUGAUUCGCUUUCGCGCAGACGCCAAUUGAUUGAUUGACGCCACGCCAUAUUGAAGAACCGAGAUUUUGAGAACGCAAACAAUCAAUGAAACCGCGCAAGAUAUAGGCAUAGGAGAAAAUGAACUGCAUCCGAAGUCUGUCAGCCAGUGUCAAUAAAGACCAAAAGAU
Amoebophrya sp. A25 is the source of this 1717-nucleotide messenger RNA. NCBI's taxonomy places the organism in Eukaryota, Dinophyceae, Syndiniales, Amoebophryaceae. The record is from the annotation of a GenBank genome assembly.